Molecule: messenger RNA, 1824 nt
Organism: Glycine soja
Lineage: Eukaryota; Viridiplantae; Streptophyta; Magnoliopsida; Fabales; Fabaceae
Product: putative ETHYLENE INSENSITIVE 3-like 4 protein
Exons: 1
Coding region: 306-1667 (453 amino acids)
Cellular component (GO): nucleus
Molecular function (GO): DNA-binding transcription factor activity; DNA binding
Source: RefSeq, a predicted model, not a curated record
CCCACAAUUCCAAUCCUCUGGUAAUUGUCCACACUGCAACACUUACUACAUUGUCUCAUCCCCUUAACGCAUUUAUGGGGUGAACUUCCUAAGCUUAAUUUGCCGAUUAGAUCAUAGUCAUACCCUUCUACCACCGCCAUUCUAGUAGCUUCAUGCACGUUAUAUAAAUAAGGACACAUAUUUUAUCAACAUUCAUGCAUAUCUUGUAUUCCUUAUUAUAAAAGUAUUUCCAAGCACGACUAAAAACACCGUUUUUUUUCUCACACCGACAGUUUCAAGAAGCAAAGGAAGAGUUCACAUAAAUCAUGGUGGAGAUUCACGAAGAAAUCAACCCCUUUGAUCAAGAAGAAAAUGAAGACAUUGGAGAGGAAGAAAUCGACUAUGACCAGCUUAAGAAGCGGAUGUGGAAGGAUCGGAUACUGCUGCAGAAGAUGAAGGAGAAACGGCCCAAAGAAGAGCCAGUCCAAGAAGCAAAACAAGAAGCAUCUAGGCGGAAGAAGAUGUCAAGAGCGCAAGACUCGGUCCUCAAGUACAUGAUGAAGAUUAUGGAAGUUUGCAAUGCUCAAGGUUUUGUGUAUGGGAUUGUCCCUGAGAAGGGAAAGCCAGUGACUGGUUCUUCUGACAGCUUGCGUGAGUGGUGGAAAGAAAAGGUAAAGUUUGAUCAAAACGCACCAAGUUCCAUUGCAGAAUACUUGCCACUCCUUGAAAGAGAUGAGUUGGAUCCAAGUUCCUACAUACAUCUCCUUAACGACUUGCAAGACACUACUUUGAGUUCACUACUUUCUGCUCUGAUGCAACAUUGCAUACCUCCCCAAAGAAGAUUCCCUCUUGAGAGAGGCUUGGCUCCACCUUGGUGGCCCACAGGGGCAGAGAAUUGGUGGGGUGAACAAGGCCUUCUGGCCCAUGAACAUGGCCCACCUCCUUAUAAGAAGCCCCAUGACCUCAAAAAGGCUUGGAAAGUGUCUCUCUUGGCUGCAGUCAUCAAACACAUGUCUCCUGAUUUGUAUAAACUUAGAAGGUCGGUGACUCAGUCCAAGACUUUGCAAGAUAAGAUGACAACCAGGGACACGGCAACUUGGUCCAAGGUCAUGAACCAGGAAGAAACUCUGCUGCAACUGGCCAACAAGUGCCUCAAAAUAUCUUCAUCAGAGGAAGAUGAUAAAAACGAGUGUGAAAGCUCUACUAGUAGCAGUACUAUCAUCCAUGAAGGGAGUCAUUUAGGUGGCAGCAUUGAGAAAAGGAAGAGUGAUUUGGUGUUUGACUUAGAUGCUGUUAUUGAUAAGCUAUAUGCUUGCCAAUACUAUCAGUGUCCACAAAGUGAAAUGGGUAUGGGAUUUCUUGACAAAAACACAAGAAUGAACCAUGAGUCCCUCUGUGCUUACCGGACUAAUGAAGGCCAACGCGUUCUCCUUCAGGAUUCUCUAUCCAAUGACACACAAAAUGAGAAUAAUAACCUUGUUGGCCAUCUGAUUAAUGAUGAGUUUAGAGACAUUGCAGGAAAGACAUCAGAAGAAGAUUAUGGAGGCUUAUGGCCAAAUUCCCUUGAAGAUCUUGAUUUGCAAGCUGCACUGAAUCAGAUGGACAUGGACUUGAAUCCAAAUCCAGAGCAAGAUACACCACAUGGCCAAGACGUAACCUCAAUUUGGGACUUAGCCUACAAAUAUUAAGUUCCUCGCCCCAUGCUUGGAUCAAUUGUGCACUGCUAUGUUUAUACUAAUUAAUUAUAGAUUAAUUAUUUAAAUAUUAAUUAAUAAAGUACUGUCUCCUGAUGUAAUACAAGAUAGCCUUUAGCUCCGUACAAAUACUAUAAGUAUUUCUUCUUAA